UUUGGGAAGACUCGCUCUCUCUGGCACACUAGAACACUCCUUCAGACAGCUUCUCACCACUCAGAACUGGUCCUUAAGUGCAUGCUGCUGUGACUGUGCUGCUGAGGCUGAGGUGCCUGCCCUGCAUUCAGACAACACAAUGGUUGCCAGGAGUGUCUCCCAGGAGGGAUGACCAGGCUUGACUAUUUGCAGGAACUGUGAUUUCCUACUCUACAGUCAGAACCCAGCCCUUCAUUACUGAGGUUGUUUUCUUUUCAGUUUCAGAAAAAGCCCUGCCCUCCAGGGAACCUCUGCUCCCUAUUUUUUUUUUUUUUUUUUUUAGUAUAUGACCCAAGAACCACCAGACAAGGCGCAAUUACUCCAGGGGACGUCCUGCUCCAAUGACAGUGAAGAUUUCUCAUGUGCUUACACACUUUUUGGCUAUUGCAGGUUGUCCUUGUUAAGCCAGCAGCCUUAGUGGGAAUAUGACACACGCAAGGAGAGACUGGUACUUUGCUAUCUUUCCUUCACUCUGAGGUUUAUGUUCCUACAAAAGUUAUACUAGGUCAGCCAAAGCUAAUCUUGGGAGACAUCAAAAGCUGUAUCCAAGCACCAGCACCAUGCGACGUUGCAUUUGGAAAUUUGUCACAGCAAUUGUGGCCUCAGUUCUCUUGAGUAUCUUCCUCCAUGAGAAAAUCUGUGAUAGUGAAUAUGGACUUUUGGGGCAAAAGAAGAUCAUAGUUCAGCAAAUGGUUCAGCAACAACUCAGCUCAGAAAUCAAGAACCACCUGGAAAGCUUCAAGGAGAUGCAGAAAACCUCCCCUCUGCUCCAGCACACCAAGUACAAACUCCUGGCUGGAAGCUCUCCCCAUGGAAAGACACUGCUGACCGUGGGCAUUUCCUCAAUGCAGCAUCCUCACGGGAGCCACCUGCUGGACACGCUGCACUCCCUGUUCCGAGCUACGUCCGAGGCUGAGCUGGAGUGCAUCGUGGUGCUGGUCCACCUGUCAGAUGCUGACCCUGAAUGGCUACUCAAAACAGCUGACAGUAUUUUAAAGCUCUUCGCCUCACAUAUAAGGUCCAGGAGGCUGCUUGUGGUCAGUGGUCUUCUCGGGGACUCCUCUCUCUCAAGACCCGUGAAACUCAAUUACUCCUCGCCGUGUGCAGAGCUGUAUUCCAGGCAGAGAGAAGGGCACGCCCUACUCAUGAACUUCGCCAGUCAGCUCUCUGAGUACUUCCUGCUGCUGGAAGACAACACUCAAUUUGCCCCCAACUUUGUUUCUGCCAUCUAUUGGACACUGUUGGCCUGGAAAGAAGAACGCUGGGUGGUCCUGGAGUUCUCCAGCCUUGACUCUGGGAAGGUUCUGCACACCAGCGACCUCUCCCUUCUCACCUCCAUGCGUCUCCUCUUCCCAGUGAGCACUCCUAUGCACUUGCUUCUGUCGAAGUUUCACUUGCUCUUGGGGCAGAGAGCUCCUAUCAGCUUUGCUCCCAGCCUUUUCUCGCAUCCCUUCAAGGAUCUAAGUUCUCAGGAUACAUGUUGUUUUGAGGAAGAGGAAGAAAGGUAUGAUAAUCUUGAAGAACCUGACAACCCUUUCGCCACGAUCUACACCAACAUGACGUUGUUUACAGGCUUUAAACACCCACACUACACCAACCUUCUGAACAGGAUCAACUUCCUGACUCAGAAUGUCCUUCCAGGGGAUACAUACACUUUGGUUUUUGAUUUUCCUCACAACGUGGUUGAAAUACAAGUGCUGACUGGCAUUGGUCCUAGGAAGUUACACCACCUGGAACACGGGCAGGUUGAACUUGGCUACGAGCCUGUUCUGGAUGGGAUAGGCUGUGCCCACUAUGUCCUGCUGGGACCCCUGGUCCAGGGCAAGUGCCAUCAGAGGGUAUUUUCUAAUGUGGGUUUUAUGGGGGCUGUGAGAUGCAUCCGUCUACUUGUGACAGCCCCUCAGUGGUCAUAUGUAGAUAUCAGACAAAUCAAUGUCUGGACUAAAUCUGAGGGAAGGGAAGAAUAAAAAAAUUCUUCGUGGAUUCUGUAAGGAUGAGGUUUGGGAUAGACUCAACUCAGAUGACAAGAAAUUAAAGUUCUGGAAUCAGAAACACCA
Messenger RNA from Ochotona princeps (American pika), 2096 nucleotides. Its product is annotated as alpha-1,3-mannosyl-glycoprotein 4-beta-N-acetylglucosaminyltransferase-like protein MGAT4E. Gene Ontology annotation, molecular function: acetylglucosaminyltransferase activity. The record is from RefSeq and is a predicted model, not a curated record. The transcript is spliced from 4 exons. Lineage: Eukaryota; Metazoa; Chordata; Mammalia; Lagomorpha; Ochotonidae. Gene Ontology annotation, biological process: protein N-linked glycosylation. The coding region runs from base 600 to 2006 and encodes 468 amino acids.